Molecule: messenger RNA, 1656 nt
Organism: Fonsecaea multimorphosa CBS 102226
Lineage: Eukaryota; Fungi; Ascomycota; Eurotiomycetes; Chaetothyriales; Herpotrichiellaceae
Exons: 6
Coding region: 1-1656 (551 amino acids)
Biological process (GO): secondary metabolic process
Molecular function (GO): CoA-ligase activity
Source: RefSeq, a predicted model, not a curated record
AUGCCGUAUCUGGCGGAGGAACACUACCCAAUUCCGGGAACAGAUUUGCUAACGUGGAUGUUUGACCACCGCGGUCCAUACGAUGAAGACAAGCCGGUAUACAUCGAUGCAUCAAACCCUUCGCGAUCGAUAUCCUGCCGGCAGGCUCGCAAGCUGGUCCGCGAGCUUGCAGCCGGACUCCAUGGUAUUGGCCUGAAGAAAGGGGAUUGUGUCUGUGUCAUGGCUUUCAACGAUAUCUAUUACUCUAUGGUCUUCCUCGGGAUAAUCGCCGCUGGUGGAAUCUUCUCUGGUGUAAACCCUUCGUAUACCCCCUUCGAGCUGGCCCACGCCAUUCGUACCGCAGACGUUACGCAUCUGAUCGUCGAGCCUGAGUUUCUUCCCAAAGCACUACUUGCGACAAGAGAAUGUUCUAUUCCUGCAUCGAAUGUUUUCGCCUUCGACGUUCUGAACCAGGACAUUCCACAACAUCUGGGAGUCCAAAGUUGGACCGUGCUGCUGCAGAGUGGUCAGAAGGACUGGGAACGGUUUGACGAUGAAGAACGCAGCAAAGAGACUAUUGUCGCCAGGCUGUUCAGUAGUGGGACGACGGGGAUGCCAAAGGCGUUAGGCAUCUCGGUCUGGAAUCUUGUUGCCCAACACAUUGUGGUGAUGGAAGUUAGGCCUCGGCCGUACGAGCCUCGUCGUCUUAUCUCAAACCCGCUUUUCCAUGUGUCACAAGUGCCGCGAGUCCAUACAAGCGCGAUUAAAUCCGGGAUCCCAACACACAUUAUGCGUCGCUUCGAGCUCGAGACGUGGCUUUCCAACAUUUCCAGGUAUAACAUCACCGAAGUGAACAUCGUCCCCAUGAUGGUCAUAAGCCUUCUGACAUCUGGCCAUCUCGACUCCGGGAAAUACUCGUUGAAGGCACUUCGAAAUGCUUGGUGUGGCUCAGCACCUCUGGACAAGAGCCUUCAGUUUCGCUUUAAGAAGUAUCUGCGGCCUGAUACCCCCUUCAACCAAGCCUGGGGAAUGAGCGAGACCACGUGCUUAGCGAUGUGGUUCUACUACCCAGAGCAGGACUCUACCGGAAGCGUUGGCAGACUGUUGCCCAACUGUGACGCCAAGGUCGUCGACGAAGAUGGCAAUGACGUUACCGAUCUCAAGGGAUCGGAUGGAUUGAACCUCAGAGGCGAACUGUGCAUUCGAGGUCCUAUCAUUGUCAAGGGAUAUUACAAGAACGAAGAAGCGAAUAAACGCGACUGGGAUGAAGAGGGUUAUUUCCAUACAGGAGACAUUGCCUAUUGUGACUCGGAGACAAAGAAGUGGUAUAUCGUUGAUCGCAAGAAGGAACUUAUCAAAGUCCGUGGGUUCCAAGUCGCACCCGCCGAACUCGAAGCUGUACUUCUUCUGCACCCCAACAUCGUGGAUUGCGCAGUCAUUGGGGUACAAGCGGCGAUCGACGAGUCGGAGCUCCCGCGAGCAUACGUGGUGGUACGACCAGGCACGACCAUCACGGAGGCUGAAAUCAGAGAGUUCACCAAAGACAAGUUAGCACGGUACAAGCAGUUCGACGGUGGUAUAAGAUUUAUAGACGAGGUGCCCAGGAACGCGAACGGUAAGAUUCAGAAAGCGGAGCUGAGGGAGUUGGUCAAGAGGGAAAUGGGUGCUAGACUGUGA